Messenger RNA from Drosophila takahashii, 3266 nucleotides. It is a transcript of the gene Cdc27, whose product is annotated as cell division cycle protein 27. Gene Ontology annotation, cellular component: anaphase-promoting complex; cytoplasm. NCBI's taxonomy places the organism in Eukaryota, Metazoa, Arthropoda, Insecta, Diptera, Drosophilidae. The record is from RefSeq and is a predicted model, not a curated record. Gene Ontology annotation, biological process: anaphase-promoting complex-dependent catabolic process; metaphase/anaphase transition of mitotic cell cycle; protein ubiquitination. Gene Ontology annotation, molecular function: protein binding.
GCAAAUUGCAAUAUCAAAGAGGCAGAAGUGGAGUGCCACCGCCGCCUUGCAGCACCCCGUUGCAUCCGCAUUCGCAAUCGGGUUACAUACAACACACCCAUAAGACAGCACACACCACACUUUUACUUUUCCGAACCGAUAUUGUUGGGGAAAAUUUGCCAAAAAAAAAGGAAACUCGAAGAAGCGACAUGAUAAAUUGUUUGAUUUCUACACACUGCAUGUUUGAAUUAUUGUAAAGCCAAGAAUUGUAGACGUAAAUCCAUAGAGAACCACUAGAAAGUCACCCGACAUGAUGAUUCAAGAGCCCGUGCAGGCCGCCAUAUGGCACUGCCUGAACUACUACGACUUCAAGGAUGCUGUUUUCCUGGCGGAGCGCCUCUGCUCCGAAGUGGAAAGCGACGAGACGAUAUUCCUGCUGGCCACCAGCUACUUCCGCUCCAACCAGGUGCACCAGGCCUACUGGCUGCUCAAGGAGAAGACGCGCCGCUCGCCGCAGUGCCGCUUUUUGCAGGCCAAGUGCGCCUACGAGCUGAAGAAGUACGCCGAGGCGGAGAGCGCUUUGAUCUCGACGGGAUUCGCGGACGCCAAGAACUGCGAUGAGCUGCAGCGGGAGUUUGGGGAUCUGGCCUGCUUCGCCUACCAGCUGAUGGCCCAGAUCUGUGUGCGCACGGAGCGCAAUAAGCUGGCCAUUAGCGCUCUACGGCGGGCUCUCAAGCUGAAUCCCUUCAUGUGGCACGCCUUCGCGGAUCUGUGCCUGCUGGGCCAGGACACAGAUGCGGCGGCCAUAUUCCAGAUCCACAGCACAGAUGUGUUCAACACCUGCCAGGGCAGCAGCGCCAAUGCCAAUGCCAUGGUCUUGUUCGGCGCCGAGCAGCAGCAGCAGCAGGAGCGCCAGUCGCUGAUCACCAACCUAAGCAAUAUCUCUAACUAUAUACUGACCACGCCAGUGGAUCAGCAGCAGCAGCAACAGAAUCAGCAGCAGCAAACGCAGCAGAACCAUAACCAAAACCACAACAACAGCAACCUGGUGACGCCCAUAAACAACAAUAAUAACAACAACAAUCUCAACAGCUCGAUCAGCAUGCUGCGCGGCGGUUUGGUGCAGAACUCCAGCAUGCUGGCGAUGCUGGAGGACACACCCAUGGGCGGCUAUCCACAGGAUUCGACCGCCCAGCAGCAGCAGCAGCUGUACGACAUGAGCAGCGGCACACCCUUUCGCAAGCAGUUCAAAUACCUUUCGGCCAUCUCACCGCCCACGCCCAGCUUCGGCAUCAUGCCGCUGACUAGUCCCUGCACCGCCAACGAUGGCUCCUUCAUCGGCAACCACACGCCCGUAAUGAACUACUCACCGAUGCCGCAGAUGCUGGUCGAGGUCAACCAGGAGCCCAAGAUGAUGGGCAAGAAGCUGAAGACGCAUGUCGGCGGGAUCAUCCAGCGCAAGGAGGGCAGCCUCAACAAGCCGGCCGUCUUCACGCAGGCGGGCAACAUAACGCCACGCACGCCGAACAACAACAAUGUGGGCAACAAUGUGCCGCCCAAUCCGAAUGCUGCAGUGCGUCGCAGUUCGCGACUGUUUAGCAACUCGUAUUCGGUGAAGGAGAACAACAAGUCGCCCAAUAUAGCCAACAAGUUCGUGCAGCCUCGCUCGCCGCCCAGGAAAACAAAGUCACGGAUGACCAAGAUCUGCCUGAAUAACGAACUGAUCGAGGAGAAGUCCCACCAUCAUUUGUCGGAGAAGCGAAAGGAGAAGGUGGAGACCAUCACCUCGUCGGGAGCGAAUAACAACAGCGGCGGACGCAGUGCCGCCGAGGAGGCCAAGGUCCUGCUGAACAACAGUCUGAACAAUGCGCAGACGAUGGCCCACCAGUUGAUGGGACUCAAGAAGCAGUCGGCCGACGGGCUGAUGGCUCUACUAAGGGAUUUGGCUGAAGCCUAUCAGCUGCUGUCCAACUUCCAGUGCAAGGCGGCCAUCAAGCAGCUAGAGACGACGAUACCAAAGCACCAACUGAACUCCAGCUGGGUGCAGUCGCUGAUCGGAGUGGCCAGGUACGAGAUGCGCGACUACGAGGCGGCGGUGGGAAUCUUUGAGAGCAUCCACAAGGCGGAGCCAUGCCGGCUGGACUACAUGGAGAUAUACUCCUCCUCGCUGUGGCAUCUGCAGCGCGAGGUGGAGCUCUCUGCUUUGGCCCAGGAUCUAAUUAACCAGGACAAGAGCAGCCCGGUUACCUGGUGCGUUUCCGGCAAUUGCUUCUCCCUGCAAAAGGAGCACGAGACGGCCAUUAAGUUCUUCAAGCGGGCCGUUCAGGUGGAUCCCGACUUUGUCUACAGCUACACCCUGCUGGGCCACGAGCUCGUGCUGACCGAGGAGUUCGACAAGGCGAUGGACUACUUCCGGGCUGCCGUCGUCCGGGAUCCGAGGCAUUACAACGCCUGGUUUGGGAUCGGCACCAUCUACUCCAAGCAGGAGAAGUACGAACUGGCCGAAAUCCACUAUGUGAAGGCUCUGAAAAUCAAUCCGCAGAACUCUGUUAUCCUCGUGCACAUCGGCGCCAUGCAGUUCUACAUGAAGAAGAAGGAUCUGUCGCUGCAGACACUCAACACGGCCGCCACGCUGGACCCGAAGAAUCCGCUGACCCGAUUCCAUCGCGGCUCCAUCUACUUCUCGCUGGGCAAGUACCAGGAGGCGCUGCGCGAGCUGGAGGAGCUGAAGGAGGUGGUGCCCAAGGAGUCGGUGGUGUUCUAUCUGAUCGGCAAGAUCCACAAGACGCUGGGCAACAUGGAUCUGGCGCUGAUGCACUUCAGCUGGGCCACCGAUUUGGAUCCCAAGGGUGCCAACAAUCAAAUCAAAGAUGCCUUCGACUCCAUGGCCCAUCCCAGCUGCUGUCCGGCCAACACGACGGCCUUGGACGUCGAUCUGGAGCCCACCUCGGAGCGUUCCGAUGACUCGACGCAGGCGCAGCAGGAUGGAAGCUACGACAGCGACUACUAGGGAGCUGCGACUCCAAAUUCACGCGGUUGUAUAUACGUUGAAAACAGAGGAAAGCAUAGGAAAACCAGAUCGAUUCGAUUGCUGCUGCAUUGUCGUAGAGGAAACGCAAACCAAUUAUGAAGUAUAAUAAAGUCUAGAUAACGUUUAGCAUUAGUAAUUUAAAAUAUACAACAAAGUAAAUGGUUUAAACAAAAUUGUGCACUCUGAAAGUCUAAGGCAAAAUAACAAAACAAAACAACAAAUUAAAUACCACUUAAAAAUAUACAAGAAAAGGAUA